This is a messenger RNA of Podospora bellae-mahoneyi, 3502 nucleotides long. It is a transcript of the gene PXA1, whose product is annotated as ATP-binding cassette long-chain fatty acid transporter pxa1. Gene Ontology annotation, biological process: long-chain fatty acid import into peroxisome; peroxisome organization; very long-chain fatty acid catabolic process. Gene Ontology annotation, cellular component: peroxisomal membrane. Bases 833 to 3415 code for a protein of 860 amino acids. The transcript is spliced from 2 exons. The record is from RefSeq and is a predicted model, not a curated record. Lineage: Eukaryota; Fungi; Ascomycota; Sordariomycetes; Sordariales; Podosporaceae. Gene Ontology annotation, molecular function: ATP hydrolysis activity; ATP binding; ABC-type transporter activity.
GUACAUUCCCACCUUGAGCCUACAGAAAACUCGAGCCUGCCUCGACACAGAAGGGGAGUUGGAAGUAAUUAUUCAUAUAAAGAACCUGAUAUCUGUAUUGCUGUGUGAUUGAUAUAUCGGUUGAUCGAAGCGGUGCUUGCCACAACCUGGGAACACGCCUCUCCAGACAUCGAAGACUCUUUUGGAAAGCCUGGAACAAGAUCUUGAUGCACGGUGCGAAAUGUGGGUAAACGCCCCGCCCUUUUCAGUGAGGAUUGCGGGGAAAACCCACUGGAUUGGGCAGGUCCCCGGGUCUUAGAUCCCCAAGCAGCACGCCUGAGGGCGCACCUGACCAGGAACAGUGGCUUGCUUCCUGGGGGCGAUGACGUUGAGCACGCAGCAUGCUGUGGCUGAAGCAGCGACACCUCGGGAUAUUCACAUGCCAUUCUUUAUGCGUCAACAACAAGCCAUAACCGAAAGAACAAGAGAGACACGACAUCCAAUUCUAAGCGAUCCUCUUUAACACAACGCUUGCUAACCCGAUGUUUACUCCGGGACCGACGCACCUCGACAGCCCGACAACAAACACAAGUGUCUCUUUUACAGUUUAAACCAAAGUCACGUCCACCCGCCGUUUUAUCCCAAAAACUCUACCUACGGCUCUCGGUUUCCGCCUCCUUACCAACCACUAUCUAAGCUACACCACACCACAAAUAAACAAACAACGACACGGUAUAUAAGGGUCCGAAUGGAAUAGAGCGCUUGAGCCCGGAGGCUCGGGAGGAAUAACAAAACUACACGCCCCCCUCCCUUUUUCGGAUCUCGUCGCGUGCAACCGACGACGACAACGGUCAUGGCAGUCCAGUCAACCCUCCGGCACUCGGCCGCUGAGGAGGCCAUUGCCACCUUUGUCGAAAAGUACGGCGAACUCAUCCGCACAAAGCUGCGCAGCACGUCCAAAACAACGCGCCUGCUAUGCACCCUCGCUCUCGCCACCUCCAUCAUCCUCGCUGGCGAGGGCACCCGUCGGAAGUGGAAACGCAAGCGUGAGGAGCGCGAGACAGGGAGGAAACUUGUGCGAACUAACUCUUGGCUACACAACAAGGACGGUUCUCGCACCAUUUAUGUUCCUUACAAGGAUGGCACCUCCAAGGUUGUCAUCUCGAGUACCAAGCCGCUCACCUUUGAGGCCCAUCGCAGACUGUUCCUUAACCCACCUAGGGUAUCUGGGUUGGGAGAUGGCCACGUCCCGGCAGCACAAACCAAACCGGGUCUUAACCUCGCCUUCCUCCACCAGUUUCUCAGUCUCAUGAGCAUCAUGAUCCCCCGCUGGACAAGCAAAGAAGCAGGUCUCCUCGUCAGCCACGGCGCCUUCCUCAUGUUGCGCACCUAUCUCUCCCUAGUAGUCGCCCGCCUAGACGGUGAAAUCGUCCGUGAUCUCGUGGCAGGAAACGGGAAAGCCUUCCUCCUCGGUCUAGCCAAGUGGUGCGGUCUCGGUGGCUUUGCCUCUUACACCAACGCCAUGAUCAAGUAUCUCGAAUCCAAGAUCUCGAUCGCCUUCCGCACGCGUCUCACCCGUUACAUUCACGACCUGUACCUCAAUGACAAUCUAAACUACUACAAGCUCCACAACCUCGACGGAGGCGUCGGCCAGGGAGCAGAUCAGUUCAUCACCCAGGAUCUCACACAGUUCUGCGCCGCUGCCGCAAACUUGUACUCUUCCCUUGGAAAACCGUUUGUUGACAUCUGCGUGUUCAACUACCAGCUCUACCGCUCGCUCGGCCCGUUGGCGUUGACGGGUUUGUUGAGCAAUUACUUUCUUACCGCCUCCAUCCUCAGGAAAUUGUCUCCCCCCUUUGGCAAGCUCAAGGCUGUCGAGGGCAGGAAAGAGGGUGACUUUAGGAGCCUGCACGCGAGGUUGAUCGCCAAUGCGGAGGAGGUGGCGUUUUAUGGCGGUGCCGAGAUGGAGAAGACGUUCUUGAACAAAGAGUUCAAGAGUCUGAAGAAUUGGAUGGAGGGGAUUUACAUGCUCAAGAUUAGGUACAACAUCUUGGAGGAUUUCAUUCUCAAGUACAGCUGGAGUGCGUAUGGCUACCUUUUGUCGUCACUGCCUGUUUUCCUGCCUGCUUGGGGUGGGCUUGGGGGGGCGACAGAGGUUGCCGGUGCGACUGCUGUUAAAGGAGGGAGGGAAAGGGAGAGGAUGAAGGAUUUUAUUACGAAUAAGAGGUUGAUGUUGAGUCUGGCUGAUGCAGGCGGGAGGAUGAUGUACAGCAUCAAGGAUCUGAGCGAGCUGGCUGGGUAUACCAGUCGGGUGUACACGCUUAUUUCUACUCUGCACAGGGCGCACGCGAAUGCGUAUUAUGUCCGCGGGAGGGAGAACGAGCUGUACUCGCUGAGCGAUGUGCAGGGGACCAUCCAAAAGGGGUUUGAUGGGGUGAGGUUGGAGAAUGUGCCAAUUGUGGCUCCCGGUUUGUGGCCUCAGGGCGGUGAGGAGUUGCUCGAGAGCUUGAGCUUGAUUGUGAGGCGGGGGGAUCACCUGCUGAUUUCGGGGCCGAACGGGAUUGGAAAGUCGGCUAUUGCGAGAGUGAUUGCGGGGUUGUGGCCGGUUUAUCGGGGGUUGGUGUCUAGGCCGAAGAACAAUGGGGAGGAUGGGAUCAUGUUUUUGCCUCAGAGGCCGUAUCUGAGCAUCGGGACGCUGAGAGAUCAGGUUAUUUAUCCUGACGGGGAGGCGGACAUGAGGGAGAAGAGGAAGAAUGAGUAUGAUCUCAAGAGGGCGCUUGAGCAGGCGAAGCUGGGGUAUUUGCCUGAUCGAGAGGGGGGGUGGGACACGAGGAAGGAGUGGAAGGAUGUGUUGAGCGGUGGUGAGAAGCAGAGGUUGGCGAUUGCGAGGUUGCUCUAUCACGAGCCGCAGUAUGCGUUUAUCGAUGAGGGGACGAGCGCGGUGAGCAGUGAUGUGGAGGGGUUGUUGUAUGAGACUUGCAAAGAGAAGGGUAUCACCCUCAUCACCAUCUCCACCCGCGCUUCGCUUAAGAAAUACCACACCUACAACCUUGUCCUCGGCCUCGGCGAGCGCGGAGACGAGUGGGAGGUCCAGCGCAUCGGCACCGAAAGCGAGAAGAUGGCUGUCGAGAAGGAGCUUCACGAUCUGAGGGAGAGGUUGGCUCAGGUAGAAAAGUGGAAGAAAAGACGGGAGGAGAUUGAGACGGAGCUCAACAAGGUCUGGGUUGGUGGUCAGGAGGAGGAGCUGGGCGCGCCUGCUUAUGUCGUCGGUGAGGAGCAGCAGAAGGAGGAGGAACAGGAUCGGCAGACGGAGGCGGAGGAGACGCAGGAUGAGUACCAGGAGGCGCAGAGCAGGGUUAUGAGUGACGAUGAGGGGGAUGAGACGGAGACGGAGGAGCAGAGGACCGGGACGGAGGGGUCGGGGAUUGUGGUAUAGCAAGGAUUUUUCGUGUAACACUUUGUAGUAAUGUUGAAUGCGAAUUGGAUAUCUGAGGUAUUGAAGGGGAUAGAUAUUUAUUUUGAA